This is a messenger RNA of Drosophila pseudoobscura, 759 nucleotides long. It is a transcript of the gene HP1c, whose product is annotated as Heterochromatin Protein 1c. The transcript has a single exon. Gene Ontology annotation, cellular component: pericentric heterochromatin; nucleus. The record is from RefSeq and is a predicted model, not a curated record. NCBI's taxonomy places the organism in Eukaryota, Metazoa, Arthropoda, Insecta, Diptera, Drosophilidae. Gene Ontology annotation, biological process: negative regulation of transcription by RNA polymerase II; chromatin organization. The coding region runs from base 42 to 731 and encodes 229 amino acids. Gene Ontology annotation, molecular function: chromatin binding.
AUAAUAAAAUUUUGUAAACAACGCGAACCGACUCUGUUAAAAUGGUGAAAAACGAGCCCAAUUUCGUAGUGGAGCGCAUCGUGGACAAGCGAAUAACGAGCGAUGGCAAGGUAGAGUAUUUCAUCAAAUGGCGCGGCUAUCCAUCGACGGACAACACAUGGGAGCCCGAGGAAAACUGCGAUUGUCCUGCCCUCAUACAAAGGUUCGAGGAGUCGCGUGCCAAGUCGAAGAAACGCGGCGAAAAGAAGCCAAAGUGCGAGGAAAUCCAAAAGGCGCGCGGCUACGAGCGCGGCCUCGACCUGGCCGAGAUCAUGGGCACCACUGAUGUCAGCGGCGAUAUCAAGUAUUUGGUCCGUUGGCAAUUCUGCGACGAAUUCGAUUUGGUGUCCAGCAGCGAAGUGUCGGAGAAGGAUCCCCAGAUGCUCAUUGAGUACUACCAAAAGAUGGCCCCCUACGCCAAUAACAUUGCCAAGCGGAUGAAGGGCGUGCCAGAGGAGCUCCGAAUGGUGGCUGCCCGCACGGGCUACGCCGUCGCCAGUUGUUCGUCCAUUGAGGCCCCGCCAGAGCCAGCAGCCGCACCCAGUGGCAUCAUCAUGGAGAGCCAACACAUCCCCGAUCAUGUGCCCAUGGAAAUGGCCGAAGAUGCCGAUCUAGGCCACGUUUCCUACUCCAUUCCGGUUCCUGGCGUUGGCAACAUAGCCAUUGAUGUACCCAUGACUGAGGGCCAAUAAAGCCAAUGAUUCAACAGUUUGACAUUUA